UAAAUAAAGUGUCAGAAAGAACUAAACUGUCAGAAAACUUCUAAAAAAUACAUGAGAUUAACAAAAACAUUAAACAUUCCCAAUAAAACAACCCAUUAUAUAUGAAGAGGAUAUAUGCAACAUUGAGCUCUAUAACAUACUGGAGAGAGCCUUCUCAUAAGAGCCAAUGUGUAGUUUUCGGGCCAAAGAGAACAAUAGUAGCCAGAGGUUGUCUGUACUUCUUCCACAUUUACAUUGUAUAUUGGUGGGGAUGAAACAUAUACUUGACAAUAUUAAACUCUUUUUCCAGAGUGGAAUCAUCCUCACUCCUUUAAGGCUCUCUUUAGUAUGCUAUCUAGCUCAAUGAUAUGCAAUGCAUUGCUUCUAUUUAUUUGUUGAUAUUUUGCUACAAAUAAAAUGUCAGCAACACCGAAGGACUCAGAGAUGAAAGAUGGAGAAAACAGGACUUUAAUUAAAAUCGUAGAGAGACCAACAUUCAUAUUAAAGACUAGAGAAGGAGAAAACAGAGCUGUUUCCCCAAGCCAACGUAAUGGACAUAAAUGUCGAUGUAUCUUCAGGAGCAUCAACAAAACUACAAGAAUAAAACUUGAAAAAUACAUUUUAGCAAAUCGUACUGUUUCCACGUGUCCUGAGAUGACCACUUGUAUCAAAUUCAUGGAUGAAAAUAUGCAACUAUGUGAGAAUCCAAUAGAUUAUUUGUACGAUCAGCAAGAUUUCUUAGUCGUCGGAUGUUUAGGUGCGCAAGGUGUUGGCAAAUCAACAAUCAUAUCAAUGCUGACGUCACAUUAUUCGUCGGAUAUUUUUCAAGUCCAAGAUUUGUCGUAUUAUGAAAGUGGUGCAAAUUGUACCACUGGAAUAGAUUUCUUUGUAACUAAAAAUAGGAUAAUAUAUUUGGACACUCAGCCGAUUCUUUCUGGAUCUCCAAUUGAUUAUUCCAAUUCUUUUGAUCAAAAAAAAUCUACAAUCGAUUUUGCAAAUGCCGACCCUAAUUUGGAGCUACAAUCGCUUCAAUUUGCAGCAUUCUUAUUUUCAGUGUGUCACGUUGUUAUAUUUGUGCAAGAUUGGUUUGUGGAUCCAAAUUUGGUGAGAUUUUUACAAACUGCAGAAAUGUUAAAACCGUCUUCAACAACGAUCAUGGAUCAAGAUUAUGUGGAAUAUUAUCCGCACGUUGUGUUUUUGCAUAAUAAGGCAGAAGUGCAAGAUUUUAUGCCUAAUAAUAUUAACAGAAUGAAGGCAUUUUAUAAUAAAGUAUUUACCAGUUCUAGACUGCAAACUCAUAGCGGUAUAGACAUGACUCAAAGUUCAACAGAAGGCGGUUUAAACUUAUUUUUAAUACCUUCGAGUAUUAAAGAAGAAGACAUGACUUUUUGCGAAACUGAAAAGUCUCUUAUAGAUAAAUUACGAAUAAAGAUACAUGGAGUUCCCAGAAAUCCGAUGACACCGUCCGUCUUAACGGAGAGAAGCUGGUAUCAUUAUGUUUCAAAAGUUAUGGAAGCAAUCAAAAAAAGCCAUCUAUCCUCUGAAUAUGGAAGGUUGAUGCCUUAAACCUGAAAAUUGCUUACACGGAAAGAUGUGAAGAAAAAUAGAGAUCUCAUUUGCCUCAGAAGACAGCAAGUGAAUGAACUCUGUGCAACAGUUUAGAAUCAGUUCCCUAGACUCAUUCGCAACCCGCAUGUGAGGCAAAAUCUCCUUGAUUAUCUUAUUAAUCGAUGCACGAGGAAGAGUGAGCUCGUCAUCGUCAGUUGGUGACAUCGCAGCCGAGGCCAUUUGCUUCCUGGACAGUUAAAUAGAAAAAGUUGUUACGAAAGGACAUUAUCCAUUUUUAUAUGUGCUUUUGGGUCACAAGCGAAUAAUAAUGAAUUAUAGAUCCACGAUUAAUAAGAGUGUUGAAAGAAUAAGAAAUUAACAAUUAUAGUUGUCGUUACUGAAAUUACUGAGAAGCCAUUAUGCUUGUUCAUAUAAUGAAUAAUAUUUUUUAAGAGGGAUUAAGAAUAGUGCAUUUUAAAGGGCUUGGAAAAGGCUUUCCAAAAUGUCCUACAAAUUAUCCCCCUAUCUUCCACAGUUUCAGAGAUAUUUCGAGUUUUUAUUUUAAUAAUAAAAUUGGGUCCCAUUACUAUUCGCGGAUGGCCCAAAAUGGGUAAUGUUCUUUUCGAAAUAAUUUAGAUCAGAAAUGAGAAUUAUGAAUUAUUAUAAAUUAUACGAAUAAAUAGAAUUCUCUGCUCUCUGCAUAGAUCUGUUUUGUUUGGAAAA
Molecule: messenger RNA, 2250 nt
Organism: Linepithema humile (Argentine ant)
Lineage: Eukaryota; Metazoa; Arthropoda; Insecta; Hymenoptera; Formicidae
Source: RefSeq, a predicted model, not a curated record